Molecule: messenger RNA, 2660 nt
Organism: Lagopus muta (rock ptarmigan)
Lineage: Eukaryota; Metazoa; Chordata; Aves; Galliformes; Phasianidae
Gene: MBOAT1
Product: membrane bound O-acyltransferase domain containing 1
Exons: 13
Coding region: 426-1643 (405 amino acids)
Biological process (GO): lipid modification
Cellular component (GO): membrane
Molecular function (GO): acyltransferase activity
Source: RefSeq, a predicted model, not a curated record
CUUUGCGGUGGUGUUUUUGUGGCGGUGCCCCGGCAGGCUGCUGGCUGCUGCUGGGGAUGCUGCGGCGCGCGGCGCGAGCUGAGCCGCUGCCAGGAAGUUUGUAACGCGGAGCGAGAGGCUCAGGUGCCUCCCAAUGCGUUCCUGCCAGGGGCCGGCCAGCUCGGAACUGUGUUUGGGGUCGCUGCUGUACAGCGGUCUUUGCUGGCGGCGUGUGAGUGCGUGAUGAAACGCAGAGCCUCUGUCCGGAGAUAAAUUUUGUAGCCUGUCAACUAUUUGCCCUUUUGGCUGCCUUUUGGUUUCGUAUUUACUUGGGUCCCAGUCAUGCCAGCUCUGCUGUUCGCCAUGCAUUUGCCACCCUCUUUGGAAUAUACUUUGCUGUCUUCUGCUUUGGGUGGUAUUCCAUUCAUCUUUUUGUCCUGGUGCUGAUGAAUUAUGGCAUUAUGAAUAUGGCGAGUAUUCCCAACAUCCACAGGUACUCCUUUGUGGUAGCUAUGGGAUACCUCACCUUGUGCCACAUAAGCCGAAUAUACAUAUUUCAUUAUGGUAUUCUGACUACAGAUUUUUCUGGUCCACUGAUGAUAAUUACACAGAAGAUCACAACACUUGCAUGCCAACUACAUGACGGAAUAGGGAGACAAGCUGAGGAACUUACCGCUGAGCAAAAUCGACUUGCUGUGAAGACAAGACCUUCUUUACUGGAGUAUUUAAGCUAUCUCCUCAAUUUUAUGAGCAUCAUAGCUGGACCUUGCAGCAAUUACAAGGAUUAUAUAGCUUUCAUUGAAGGGAGGCACGUGCACAUGAAACUAUUAGAAGUGAACUGGAAGCAGAAGGGUUAUGACAGACUUCCUGAUCCUUCUCCAACUGGAGCAGUGAUGUACAAGUUGUGUAUCACACUGAUAUCUCUUGUUUUAUUCUUGACACUUACCAAGAACUUUCCUAUGGCAUAUAUUAUUGAUGAUGAAUUUCUUGAUAAAACACCCUUCUUAACAAGACUUGGUUACCUAUAUGUUGUGACACAGUCUGCAAAACCAAAGUAUUACUUUGCAUGGACGUUAGCAGAUGCAGUCAACAAUGCAGCUGGGUAUGGAUUCAGUGGAGUUGACGAAAGAGGUGCUUUCCGUUGGGACCUGUUGUCCAACUUAAAUAUCUGGAACAUUGAGACUGCAACAAGUUUUAAAAUGUACAUUGAAAACUGGAAUAUUCAGACAGCUGCCUGGCUAAAACGUGUUUGUUAUGACAGAGCUCCUUGGUAUCCUACGGCUUUAACAUUUGUCCUGUCGGCCCUGUGGCAUGGUAUCUAUCCUGGAUAUUAUUUUACGUUUCUCACUGGAAUCCUUAUCACACUCGCAGCCAGAGCAAUAAGAAACAACUUCAGACAUUACUUCCUCUCAUCAGUGCCUCUCAAGAUGACCUAUGACGUUGCCACCUGGGUUGUCACGCAGCUCGCAGUGUGCUAUACUGUUGCACCCUUUGUGAUGCUGGCUGUUGAGCCCACAAUUAAGUUUUACAAGUCUAUGUACUUUCACAUGCACAUUCUGAGCAUCUUGGUUUUGCUUUUAUUACCAAUCAGACCUCAAACCCACUCUGUAAGAAGGCCUCAAAAUCAGACCAACCAGAACUCUGUUAAGAGCAAAGACAAAUGAUAUCUCCAAAGGAAAUUGCCAACACUGGGAAACAAUCUGUCAUAAUGGAAACAAAGAAGAAGACGGGAGUGACGGGUGUUGAAGUGGCAUUUAUCUAGGUUAUCUUAAAAUCUUACUGGACAGGGCAGAAGAGAGCCUGAAAGACUGCUUUUCAAAUGAUUCCAGUUAACAGAGAUUUACAGGCUAUGUUUACAGGCUCACGGGGCAUUUUGAUUUUUUAUUAAGUAUUUUUAUGAAAUGUUUUUAUAUAUUUAAACUUUUUCACACAGGCAUUUUUGCCCUUUUACAGAACUAUACAAAUUAUUAAUCAAGAAUCUGGUGUUUAAAUGGACAGGAAGCAGCAAUCACAGAGUUAAAUCUGCUGCCCGAUAGUCUGGUGCUGGGAAUGGCCGACAGGAGGGCUUCUUAUAUACUGGCUGAGUAAAGAGAUGGCAUGAGCAAGGAACUACAGAAAGGAGGAGCUCAGUGUGCUGGUGCUGCUUCUGCCUGCUUUCUGGGCAGGGCAAACCCCAGCGUGAGGGAUGAAGCUUGAGCUCAGUGGCAAGGGUGUUUCACAUUCCUCCAAGUGGCACCUGCUAGCAUGAGGGCAUGACAAGUCCCUUGGGAAUAGGUGUCUGCAAACACUGUCAUCUGUCUAGACCAACGUUGAAAAUCAAAUCAAAAGAAAAGACGAGCAGAAGAAGGGAUACACACCCUGUAGAGUUGGGCUUCUCUAAUGAUAAAGCUGGUAAUCAUUGCUACAUCAACAUUACUUUGCAGUUUUACAGUGAUGCAGCAGCUUCAUUUCAGUACAAAAAUAACUGAGAAGCAAUGCAAGUUUUGAGUUCCGGAGCUCACGGUUAUGAGUUAGAUAUAAAAAGGGUUUAUAAUGGAUCAGACUGUUCUACUCAUAAACCUCCUAUCUUGUGGAGGGGUUACUUUCCAGCAUGACUACACUAAAGCAAGAUCUAAACAGUAAUUUUCUUAAGAAUCACAACUAAUUCAGUACAAAAUAAAGAUUGUGAUGGGUUAUGAGUA